Messenger RNA from Pterocles gutturalis (yellow-throated sandgrouse), 562 nucleotides. RefSeq names its product techylectin-5A-like. The record is from RefSeq and is a predicted model, not a curated record. Lineage: Eukaryota; Metazoa; Chordata; Aves; Pterocliformes; Pteroclidae.
UGGACCACCUACAAGUACGGCUUUGGGAAUGUUCAGGGUGAUCACUGGCUGGGCACCGAGUACCUGCACCUGCUGACGCAGCAGGGCACCUACAAGGUCCGCUUCAUCGUGCGGAAUAAAGCCAACAUCACCCAUUAUGCUGAGUACGACAUCUUCAGGGUGGAGAGCGAGGCUCGCGGGUACCCGCUGAGGCUUGGCCGGUUUUCUGGUGAUGGGGAUGACUAUCUGACCAGCUAUUACCCCAAGAAGGGGGGCAUACACGACAACAUGAAGUUCAGCACGACUGACAGGGACCAGGACCAGUACAGUGGGAACUGCGCCAACAGCUACGGGGGCUGGUGGUAUGACAGGUGCCAGAACGUCCUGCUCAAUGCUAAAAAACGUAUCCUCUGGCCAGGAUUCUGCGAUAAUGCGACUGCGCAUCCUCCCUCAUCCUGGUCAAACCCACAGAUGUGUGCUGACCGUGCCUCAGCGCCCAGCCACCUGGGAGUUUGCGGGGGUGUCCCCAUCCCCAGCUCAGUGCCCUGUUCCCGUGCCUGCCAACAGCCCUGUGCCAGCCCCG